AUACCGGACUAGACGCUCCUUUUGUCGGAUUCGUUUCGACCUGACUCCCCGGGGUUUACGGCUGAAAAAAACACACUUUGAAAGUCCCGAAAUCAGCCAAACGACCACAGUGGUGUGCAGUAAUAACCCGGGUUUCUGUGUGAAGCAGCAGAGGCGGCAGGGGGCGGAGUCUUCUCCGUCAGUUGCUGCACAAUGAACGGCAGCAGCAGCGUCUCCGCGGCUCAGAGCGCCAGGAUCAAGGCUGAACCAGAUGACUGGAGUAAGGAGGACUGCCUGACUCUGCUGGAGAGGAUUCGUAGUCUGCUGCCAGACGCAGACGCCAUGAAGUACAAAACCACCGAGUCGCACUUUGACUGGGAGAAAGUCUGUUUCGGCAGCUUCACCGGAGACAUGUGCCGCCAGAAGUGGCAGAAAGUCUCAUGUGAGGUCCGAAAGUACCGAACAAUGACGGAGCUCAUUGUGGACGCCAUCGAGUUCGUAAAGAACCCGUACAAAGGCAAGAAACUGAAGACUCAUCCAGAUUUCCCAAAGAAGCCGCUGACUCCGUACUUUCGAUUCUUCAUGGAGAAACGAGCCAAAUACGCCAAAAUCCACCCUGAGAUGAGCAACCUGGACCUGACCAAGAUCCUGUCCAAGAAGUACAAGGAGCUGCCCGACAAGAAGAAGCAAAAGUACAUCACAGAGUUCCAGAGAGAGAAAGAAGAGUUUGAGAAGAACAUGGCUCGAUUCAAGGAGGAGCAUCCGGAGCUGAUCGAGGAGAGGAAGAAGUCGGAUCUGCCGGAGAAACCCAAAACUCCUCAGCAGCUGUGGUACAAUCACGAGAAGAAGACCUACAUGAAGCUGCACCCUGAGGUGAGUCAGAAGGAGCUGAAGGAGGCUCUGAGGAGACAGUGGUCCCAACUGUCCGACAAGAGGAGGCUCAAGUGGAUCAGCAAGGCCCUGGAGCUGCAGAAAGACUAUGAGGACAGCAUGAGAGCGUAUCACGAAGCUCAUCCAGACGUGAACUCAGACGACCACGUUCGCUCCGUCCUCACCAAAGCUGAGAGACAGCUGAAGGACAAGUUCGAUGGACGACCGACGAAACCGCCGCCUAACGGAUACUCUCUGUACUGCGCCGAGCUGAUGGUGAACAUGAAGGACGUCCCGAGCACCGAGCGCAUGGUGCUCUGCAGCAAACAGUGGAAAAUGAUGACGCAGAAAGAGAAGGACAUGUUUCAGAAGCGCUGCGAGCAGAAAAAGAAGCAGUACGACGUGGACCUGCAGAGGUUCCUGGAGAGUCUUCCAGAAGAGGAGCGAGACCGAGUCCUGACGGAGGAGAAACUGGGCGGAGCCAAACUGUCUGUGGGCGUGGCCUCCAGCCCACACAGAGCCAAGUCUCCGUCUGUUAAGGAGCGCUGUCGGGAGGCGGAGCCAGAGCCGUGGGUACCUGCCGGGCUGCCGAAGGAGAGGCGGGACGGGAAGAAGACGGCAAAGCUCCCAGAAACACCGAAAACAGCCGAAGAGAUGUGGCAGCACAGCGUGAUCGGAGACUACCUGGCGAAAUACAGAAGCGACCGCAGGAAGGCGCAGGCGGCGAUGGAGGCGGCCUGGAAGUCGAUGGAGAAGAAGGAGAAGAUUCCUUGGAUAAAGAAGGCGGCGGAGGACCAGAAGCGUUACGAGGUUCAGUACCGGCCUGUGAGGGAGCUGUUGGAGAUGAGGACUCCUGCGGCAGGUCAGAGGAAGCCCAAGUUUGAUGGAGAACCAAAGAAACCUCCAGUGAGCGGCUACCAGAUGUUCUCGCAGGAGCUGCUGACCAACGGCGAGCUGAACCACUUCAGCCUGAAGGAGCGGAUGGUGGAGAUCGGGAAGCGCUGGCAGAAGCUCAGCCAGAGUCAGAAGGACAAAUACAAGAAGCUGGUGGAGGAGCAGCAGGUGGAGUACAAGGCCGAGCUGGAGGCCUGGGUCAAGGUGAGCUGCUGCUGUCGCCAUGGCAACCACAGGUCUGCACAGCCAGACGCAUCACCUGCAGAGAAGGCCUCAGCGCAGGUCUGUUAGCAUGUUGAAAAAGCAAAGAUCAACUCAGGAAUGAAAACCUUCAGUUUGGUCAACAGGUGACAGGUGUUACACAAACCCAGCUGCAGGGGUUCUGAUAGGACAUUUGUCUAAAUGUCAAAGAACUCGAGGAACAUUUCCAGGAUGGUUCCUUUCAGUCUGUUUCCAUCACAGAGCCAAACAUGACCCGAACAAACUGCGGUCUGUGGAUGGAACUCCAGUUGUAUGUAGGAAACAGAACCACAGACGUUUGUUCUGUCAGGAUCUGUUUGAAUCAUCAGUGUUCUUGAAAGGUUCUUCAGAAACCUCUGAGGAACCGUUUUCAUUCCACAUUAACCAUUUGGUUGAUAAAACUUUAUAGAAUAGUGAGAAAUGUCUGUCACGGUUUGACAAAUGUCUAGCUGUCUGACCAACAGUCCAGAACCCAAAAUAUUAAAUACGAUCCAAUGGAAGGAACCCAGAAAUGCUGCACAAUCUUUGAUUUGAUUUAUUUGCCUAAAAUUAAACAAUAAUAAAGUCCUGUUACCACAGUAGGAGCAGGGAGAUCCACACAGAGCUGUCUGGAAACGGUUCCUUAAAGAACCGAUUUUUGCUCACAUCUUAGGAAGAAACCACGUUGUGAUGGUUCUUGAGAUGCCGUUGUUUGUGGAACUACAGCUGUUUCUUCUGUGGCGUCCACAGUAAUUUACCAAAUAGCAAACAAAACUGUAAAAAAUAGUUUAAAUUGAUCUACUGAUGGGCUGCAGGUGGCUCAGUGGUUAGCAUC
Molecule: messenger RNA, 2797 nt
Organism: Stegastes partitus (bicolor damselfish)
Lineage: Eukaryota; Metazoa; Chordata; Actinopteri; Pomacentridae
Gene: ubtfl
Product: upstream binding transcription factor, like
Exons: 16
Coding region: 193-2034 (613 amino acids)
Source: RefSeq, a predicted model, not a curated record